AUGUCUCACAGACAGACUCAGUCACCAAACCAGACUUUAAUUCCAGUCACAAAUGACACGGAAUCCUCAUCAAGCACUGUGAUGCCUAAUGAAAACACACAUAAGAGGAGGACCGGAGACAACUUCCCGGGAAUAGAAGCGUUAUGUGCGAUCUACACCACUUAUACUCUGCUGAUUUCCAUGGGCAUCCUCGGAAAUGUCAUUCUCAUCAAAGUCUUUUUCAAGUCCAAAGCCAUGCAAACAGUACCAAAUAUUUUUAUCACCAGCCUGGCAUUUGGAGAUCUUUUACUUCUGCUAACUUGUGUGCCCGUGGAUGCCACCCACUACCUUGCCAACGGAUGGCUGUUUGGGAAAAUUGGCUGCAAGGCACUCUCUUUUAUCCGGAUCACUUCUGUCGGUGUGUCGGUGUUCACCCUAACGAUUCUCAGCGCUGACAGAUACAAGGCAGUUGUAAAGCCUCUGGAGCGACAGCCUUCCAAUGCAGUCCUGAAGACCUGUAUCAAGGCUGCCUCUAUCUGGAUCCUGUCUAUGAUCAUUGCCCUGCCCGAGGCUAUCUUUUCAGAUGUCCAUACAAUUCCAUAUUCUGACAACAAUCCAGACUAUGAAGCUUGCACCUCUUACCCUGUUUCUGAGAGGCUUCUGCAAAAAAUCCAUGCUCUGCUCUGCUUUCUGGUGUUCUACAUCAUUCCACUCUCUAUUAUCUCUGUCUAUUACUUUCUGAUUGCUAAAACUCUCUACAAAAGCACCCUGAACAUCCCCACUGAGGAACAAGGACAUGCCCGAAAGCAGAUUGAAUCCCGGAAGAGGAUUGUCAAGACCGUGUUGGUGCUCGUGGCUCUGUUUGCGUUCUGCUGGCUGCCCAAUCAUCUCCUGUAUCUCUACAUUUCAUUCAGCAACUCGUCCUAUGGUGAUCCCACGGCCGUCAAUCUCGUAAUCACCAUUUUCUCCCGGAUUCUGGCUUUCAGCAAUUCUUGUGUCAACCCCUUUGCUCUUUACUGGCUGAGCAAAACCUUUCAGGGUCAUUUUAAAGCUCAGCUGUUCUGUUGCAAGGCCAAGGCACGGAAGCCCCCUACUAAUAACACCCCCACUAAUAAUCUUUCGGUGGUGGGAAGGGGUCCGGGGGCUGGGAGCAUCCAAAUGUCUGAGAUUAGUGUGGCCAUGUUCUCUGGGGGCAGUGUGAAGGCAGAAGAGGACAAACUUUAG
Messenger RNA from Suncus etruscus (white-toothed pygmy shrew), 1203 nucleotides. It is a transcript of the gene BRS3, whose product is annotated as bombesin receptor subtype 3. The coding region runs from base 1 to 1203 and encodes 400 amino acids. The transcript has 3 exons. NCBI's taxonomy places the organism in Eukaryota, Metazoa, Chordata, Mammalia, Eulipotyphla, Soricidae. The record is from RefSeq and is a predicted model, not a curated record. Gene Ontology annotation, cellular component: membrane. Gene Ontology annotation, molecular function: bombesin receptor activity. Gene Ontology annotation, biological process: bombesin receptor signaling pathway.